This is a messenger RNA of Elaeis guineensis (African oil palm), 906 nucleotides long. RefSeq lists its product as uncharacterized. The record is from RefSeq and is a predicted model, not a curated record. Lineage: Eukaryota; Viridiplantae; Streptophyta; Magnoliopsida; Arecales; Arecaceae.
UACGGCCCACAGAAAUGUUCCUUGAGCUUCAAGUUCCAAGCAGUUUAUAUACAUUUGGCCCAUCCAUGCAAGGACUCGGGGGCUUCCUUUUUUUUGGUUUAAUCCUUGGAGCUUUCUGAGAGAUUUAGACUUUUCUUCUCUUGAGGUUCCAAAUUUAGAUACAUGGAUGAAGGUCUGGAGGAAAUGUUUCGUGGAGUCCCAUCGCCACGAGCCGAAGAUGCCGAUGAGCUCCGCAAAUCCGCAUCUCCCUCAACUGACUCCAGCGAAUCCAUGUUCUCAUCUUCAUCCGACCUCACAGAUGAUGCGACUUCCUCGUCUCCCAAGUCAUUCUCGCCAUCAUCGAAUCCAUCCAAAUUGAAUUCGGACGGACCUCUUUUCGAGCUAACUUCGCUCACGGCUCAGCUUCCCAUCCGGAGAGGGCUAUCUAAGUACUUCCAAGGGAAAUCACAGUCUUUUACAUCCCUGUCCGAUGCCAGAUGCGUAGAUGAUCUUGCCAAGAAAGAGAUCCCUUACAAGAAGAGGAUGAAACCAUGCAAAAGCUAUGCAGGAGGUCUCGAUGCAAGCCAAAAGCCAUGCUAUACACCAGGGCCUUGUAACAAGACCAUAGCCAAGAAAACUUCCAGGGGUUCUAGUGGUUCUCUACUUUCCAGGAGAAGCGGCAGUUGCCUUUUAUCUAUUAGCAAGCCACCUCCCAUACCUGUGAAUAAAAACCUGUAAUUGUUUUUGUAUUCAAUUAUAGAAUAUGAAGAAGAGAUGCUGCCUGAUUUCAUGACUCGCAAUUUAUUUCACGGGAGAAAUUAGGUAGCAGUUGUCGUGCUUCUUUAUUUGUAAUAGUAAUAGUUCUAUGAAUAAAAGAGCCACCGGUUCGGGGAACCACAAAGAGAAGUGGGACCCUUUCUUUAAGCA